AGACCUCGUCUGCUACACCGAUUACUUCAAGACAGUCACCUGCACCCUGGAGACAUGGACCCUCCACCCUGGCACGCUCACCCUUACCUGCCCUCCGUGCCUCCCUGCUCCGGGCUUCCUGUGAAUGAUCCCUUCCAGUCCUCACGAUUAUUGCUCCCGUUUUACAAACGAGGACUCCGGGGUUCAGAGAGGUUAUGCAACUUGCCCAAGGUCGCACAGCCGGUGACUGGUGGAGCUGGGGUUGAAACGCAGGCCGCUUGAUUCCAAAAUCCGCGGGGCCCCCAUCCGUCCGUAUGGUGAAAGAAAAGCUCAUUGACGACACUCGUUUAAGAAUGGUGGGACAGGAAAAGCAGGGAUUUAGAGCCAAGGAGCAGGGGUGGGGUCAGUGGAUAGAAAAUUACCAAUAGGACGAGGCCAGGGUAAGGGGGUUUCUGGCUAAAUGACCUAAUAGGGUUCUUGCUGACGGCAGCUCGGGCUGGUCGGGUGUCGCCCAGGGGGAUGGUGGGAAGUGAGGAGCCUCGUCAGACAUCCAGGGCCGGGGGAUUCUGGCUCACCUGACUUAGCAGGGGUCUUGCCAUAAUUAAUGCUACACCCCUGCAGGCCCUGGGGGACUCAGCAGAGCGCAAGACCAAUGAGGUCCCAGAAGCUCUGCAGUGUGGGAAGUAUCUGGGGAGACAGACGAUAAUCACACAAACAACGUCAGGCUGCUUUCUGAUAACAAUGAAAGGGAACGGGAACCUGGGCCAGGGGGGUACAGAGCAAGUGACAUGGCGGCAGGUGGUCAGGACAGGCCGCUCUGGAUGAGGAAGCAGCCGGAGAGCUGGCGAAAGAGCAUUCCAGGCAGAGGGCACUGCCCGUGCAAAGGCCCAGAGGGAGGGAGAGCGGCCGAGUUUGAGGAAUAGUGAGGAAGUCAGUGUGGCCCGAGUAGAGUGAGUCAGUGUGAGCGAGAAUAACAAGCAAAGAAGGUGAGAGGUGGGCAGAGGCCAGAGCGGACGUUUCUGUUCUAAGAAAUAUUUAGCAAAGAACAGAGUCCACACGUCCCUAUUGGCCCUGAAGGGUGGUCAUGUUCAUUGGCCCUGAAGGGUGGUCAUGUUCAGAGCCUGAAGGUGUAGGCAGGGAAACAAGUAUCUGCCGAACUCCUAUGCACACUUCAAGACCCAUUGUUUAUUGCCCAGUGGGAGUUAAAAAGCCAGAGCAUCCCCCCCGACAACCCCAUUCUCCACAGCCUCCCUGGAAAUUCACCCAGAGCAGGGGGUGAGGUUCAUUUGGCCCUUAGCCUCCUUCCCGUAGGACAGUGAUCCAGUUGAUGGAAUCGACAGGGACAGAUUUAGGCUCAGUCUAGGCAAGCUGAGAGUUGCUGCCCUAUGUGAGACGGUGAGUUCCCGGUUCCUUGGAGGCAUGCAAGCCAAGCCUGGAGACAGCCCAUCGGGGAUGCUGCAGGGGAAGGAAUACCUUCCCUGGGAAAGUGUUGGUAGACCAGGUGACCCCCAGCCUCGCCUCAAAUCCCGCCCAGCCCCAAGAUUCGGGGCCUCCUCCCUGGCCCUGUGCACUGAGCCCCGCUGGCUUCCAGCCAUGAUCGGCUGCUCUGUCCUUGAAGGCAAGACCUAUACGGAGAACUAGUGGACGAGGUCACCUCCUGCAGCCUCCGCCGGUCCACCCACAAUGCCACACACACAGAGUACACGUGCCACAUGGAUGUGUUCCACUUCAUGGCCGACGACAUUUUCAGUGUCAACAUGACAGAUCAGUCCGGCAAUCGCUCCCAGGAGUGUGGCAGCUUUGUCCUGGCUAAGAGCAUUUGUUCUGCAGAUGUGAAGUCGUGUUGGGUUGAUAACCAGGUUUGGGCCUUAACCAGAGAGAGGGAGCAGAGGCACGAAAUGGGCCUGGCCCGGGGCCCAGGACCUGCCUUCAAGCCAUCCCCCCCUUUCAAUGUGACCGUGACCUUCUCGGAACAUUAUAACGUCUCCUGGGACUCCAAUCACGAUUCCUAUCCGCUGAAGGGCAAGCUACAACAUGAGCUGCGGUACAGGAGGCAGGGAGACCCCUGGGCGCUGAGUCCGGGGAGAAAGCUGGUCUCCGUGGACGCGAGGAGCGUCUCUCUCCUUCCCUUGGAGUUCCGCUUUGACUCGGACUACGAGGUCCAGGUGCGCUCGGGGCCGCAGCCCGGCUCUUCCUUCCAGGGGACGUGGAGCGAGUGGAGUGACCCAGUCACCUUUCACACCCUGCCAGAAGAGCUAAAGGGAGACGGCCACAUCUACCUGCUGUAUAUCUUCCUGGUCAUUGUAGUCAUAGUCUUCUUGGGCCUGAAGAUCGACCUGCCUUGGAGGCUGUGUAAAGAGUGGGUACAGGUGCCCAGCCCAGAGCAGUUCUUCCAGCCCCUCUACGUGAGCCACAGCGGAGACUUCAGGAAAUGGGUGGGCACGCCCUUCACUGCCUCCAGCUUGGAGCUGGUGCCCUGGAGCCCAGAGGCGCUUUCGUCCCUGGAGAUGCACACCGGCUGCCCGCCGCAGGGUGCCAGCAAGGGGCCGGAGCCCACGGAGCUGCCGGAGCCCGCGGACCUGGUGGAGGUGGACGGGGUGCCCGAGCUGGGCUUCUGGGGCCCAGCCCACUCAGUCGUCAGCAGCCUCGGUGGCUCAGCUUACAGCCAGGAGAGGGACCGGCCAUACGGCCUCGUGUCCAUUGACACGGUGACCGUGGCGGGCACCGAGGGGCCCUGUGCCUGGUCCUGCACCUGCGGAGAUGAUGGCUACCCAGCCCUGAACUUGGACGCCAGUCUGGAGCCUGGCUCGAGCACUGGGGACCCGCUCUUGGACACAGAGACCACAGUCCUGUCCUGCGGCUGCGUCUCGACUGGUGGCCUUGGCGGGCCGGACAGCCCUCUGGGCAGCCUCCUCGACAGGCUGAAGCUGCCCCUCAAAGAUGAGGCGGGUUGGACCCCGGGGCCGCCCUGGAGCGGCGGGCCACCCCGAGGGGUGCCUGGAAGCGAGGCAGGCUCGCCCCCGGCCGGCCUAGACAUGGACACCUUUGACAGCGGCUUCGCGGGCUCUGACUGCGGGAGCCCUGUGGAGUGUGACUUCGCCGGCCCCGGGGACGCAGGGCCCCCCAGGAGCUACCUCCGCCAGUGGGUCGUCAUGACCCCUCCACCUGAGGGAUCUGGGCCGCAGGCCAGCUAGCGAGGCCGACUGGCCGUCCGGGGCCGGCCGAGCCUCUCUGCCCUGAGCCAGAGCUGCGGGCCCCUGGGCCGGAGGGUGAAGCGGCCUGCAACCUCCCGUCCCCCCGACGGGGCCCCCGGGCCCGGUGUUUACGGCGACCCAGGUGCACACUGCUGUGUCCGUGUGUGACCAGCACAGCUGCCAGAGGGCACGGAGCGUGCCGCGGUGAAGCCACGUGCCCGAGGCCACACACGUCUGUGCCCACACGAGGUCCCCGUGUGUACGGAUGUGAGAAGCACGUGUCCGUGACUGUGUGCACGGGAUGCCAGCCUCGCUCCUCGCCAGACACGUGGGGUGGCCCCAGGUCGUGUGCCGAGGGGCUGGUCCAGGGUUACUCACGGCCCUGCCGGGAUCAGGCCACUGCCUGCGGCGUCCGAAUUCCAGCCCUCCGGAUCCGGCCUCCAGGAGCCGCAGGACGUCCAUACUGUUCCUCUUCACUUCUCGGGGCGGGGAAGAGGAUGGAGGGGGCCCACCGUGAUCCUGGGUGUGGGGAGGUUUGGGGGGAGCCUGGUGGGUCAAGAUCUGCUUCCUAACUGUGAUGCCUCUGGGCUGUGCCGCCUUGGGCCAGCCGCUUCCCCUCUCUGGGCUGGAGUUUCCCGUUUGGACUAGGGUGUGGGGGUGCGUGACCCAUCUUGGGGAGAAAUGGGUGAGGUCACCCAGGGUACAGGGUGCGACAGAGCAGACCCUCAAUAAACUCAGUUUCCUUCCUUCUGCUGCCCA
Molecule: messenger RNA, 3932 nt
Organism: Lynx canadensis (Canada lynx)
Lineage: Eukaryota; Metazoa; Chordata; Mammalia; Carnivora; Felidae
Gene: IL21R
Product: interleukin 21 receptor
Exons: 8
Coding region: 1692-3173 (493 amino acids)
Biological process (GO): cytokine-mediated signaling pathway; immunoglobulin mediated immune response
Cellular component (GO): external side of plasma membrane; membrane
Molecular function (GO): protein binding; cytokine receptor activity
Source: RefSeq, a predicted model, not a curated record